Thamnophis elegans (Western terrestrial garter snake) is the source of this 1686-nucleotide messenger RNA. Its product is annotated as rho GTPase-activating protein 44-like. Gene Ontology annotation, biological process: regulation of dendritic spine morphogenesis; neurotransmitter receptor transport, endosome to postsynaptic membrane; modification of dendritic spine. Gene Ontology annotation, cellular component: postsynaptic density; cytoplasm; presynaptic active zone. The record is from RefSeq and is a predicted model, not a curated record. NCBI's taxonomy places the organism in Eukaryota, Metazoa, Chordata, Lepidosauria, Squamata, Natricidae. Gene Ontology annotation, molecular function: GTPase activator activity; protein binding.
AUGAAGAAGCAAUUCAACCGCAUGCGGCAGCUGGCCAAUCAGAUAGUGGGCAGGGCUGAGAAAACAGAAGUUCUGAAUGAAGAUCUUUUGCAGGUGGAGAAGCGUUUGGAGCUGGUGAAGCAGGUCUCCCACAGCACGCACAAGAAACUGAUGGCAUGUCUUCAGGGGCAGCAAGGAUCAGAUUCUGAUAAGCACUCAAAGAAAUUGCCUUUGACGUCACUUGCUCAGUGCUUGAUGGAGGGUUCAGCUAUCCUAGGAGAUGACUCCCUGCUUGGGAAGAUGCUGAAAUUAUGUGGAGAAGCAGAGGACAAGCUAGCUCAACAGCUUAUCCACUUUGAGCUGCAAGUUGAAAGGGAUGUGAUAGAACCAUUGUUUGUGUUGGCAGAGGUAGAAAUCCCAAAUAUUCAAAAACAGAGGAAGCACUUAGCAAAAUUAGUCCUGGACAUGGAUUCAUCAAGGACAAGAUGGCAACAGUCAGCCAAGUCUUCAGGUUUGUCAAGCAACUUGCAGCCUUCAGGUGCCAAAGCGGAUGCUCUCAGGGAAGAGAUGGAGGAGGCAGCAAACAGAGUGGAGAUUUGCAGGGAUCAGCUCUCAGCUGACAUGUACAAUUUUGUGGCCAAAGAGAUAGACUAUGCAAACUAUUUUCAGACUUUAAUAGAAGUGCAAGCAGAGUACCACAGAAAGUCAUUAGCACUUUUGCAGAAUGUGUUGCCUCUAAUCAAAGCACAGCAGGAAGCUUGGAUUGAAAAGCCCUCCUUUGGGAAGCCCUUAGAGCAGUUCGCCAUCACUGCCUUAGAGGAACAUCUGGCUUUCAGUGGCCGGGAAAUCUCCUUCCCUAUUGAGGCCUGUGUCACUAUGCUCCUUGAAUGUGAUCAAGAGGAGGGUCUCUUCCGAGUGGCUCCCUCUGCUUCCAAAUUAAAGAAGCUUAAGGCAGCAUUAGACUGUUGUGUUGUGGAUGUUCAGGAAUAUUCAGCAGAUCCCCAGGCCAUUGCAGGGGCACUGAAGUCCUAUCUUCGAGAGUUGCCAGAACCACUCAUGACCUUUGAACUUUAUGAAGAAUGGAUUCAAGCCUCUAACAUUCAGGACCAAGACAAAAGAUUACAAGCACUAUGGAAUGCCCUUGAGAAACUGCCUAAGGCCAGCUACAAUAAUCUAAGGUACCUGAUCAAAUUCCUCACAAACUUAACCGAGUACUAAGAGGCAAACAAAAUGACACCAAGCAACAUAGCCAUUGUGCUUGGGCCAAAUCUCCUCUGGCCUCAGACAGAAGGAAACAUCACAGAGAUGAUGGCAACAGUCUCUCUACAGAUAGUUGCAAUUAUUGAACCCCUCAUCCAGCAUGCUGAUUGGUUCUUUCCUGAAGACAUUGAAUUCAACUUGACUGGGAACUAUGGAAGCCCUGUGCAUGUGAACCACAAUGCAAACUACAAUUCUAUGCCGUCACCUGAUAUGGACCAUGCCAACCACAAGCACUCUGAUCAGACCCGACGACCACUCAGUGUGGCCACAGGCAACAUGAUGCUUGAGUUCUACAAGAAGGAUGGCACUCUGAAAACCAAGGAACUCUCACUAGUGUCUGGGCAGAAAGGAAGCCCAGUUUGCAGCAACACAACACCAGGUGGUGGGACUGCACAACAGCCCCCAGGUCCUACAGCGCAGCUAUCCACAGAACAAAGUCCAUUUUAA